UUCAUCUUUUGAAAGGUUAUGAGCUUUUAGAUGGACAUGUUCUUUUGAUAUGGACGAUAUAAACACGGCGACAGUUAUAUAGAGCAACCUUUUAAAAUGCUAAUUUUUGCCUUCAGAUUUCUUAUACCUGAAGUUAGGUGUCCAGGUUUGGAAAAUAUGUAAUCUCUUAAUGCGACAGAUAUUGCAUGAUCAUUGCAGUCCCUUUCAUUAUCUGUUAUUAAUGUCAGAAGGGUUGUCAGACUUUUUCUGUCUACCCUUCCAACAUGUGAUAUGGAUUCAUUACACAAAGAAUGUAUGCUCAUUUCUAAUAUCUAUUGCUGAAGGUUAGUAGAAACCUGAAAUUCAGUUUGUAGGAAAAACAUAUUACAAAAGAACAAUAAUUUACAGAAGUGUCAGUCUACUGAGAAGCAUGUCCAUGUAGUGCACACUGGAUGCAAUCAGUUCUUGAUCUGGGAUGACCAACCUGUGGCGUUGAGGCCACAUUUCAGAAGAAUCUCAGGAAAAUUAAGACUGCAAUGUUGUUCAGACAUCUGAAAUUCUCUCUGCAUGUAAAUACCAUGUUUACUUUUCUUUUGAAAAUCAAAGACCAGGAGUUUGGAGGAAGGGUGAAAAAACAUAAAACCCAACUUGCUUUGUGAUACAGUGCGCUUCCACAGAUUAUGAUGAAUUGAGGAACUAACGUCCUCUAAUGUUAGUUUAUUGUUACAUCAAGUCCUAAGUCAGCUGCCCAUCAAGAAUUUUAGAGCAUGACAUUCUCGAUGUGCUUGAUUGACCAUCAAACUCACCUGAUCUAAACCCAUAAAGAAUUUAUGAGGUGUUGUUGUGAGGAUGAAAAUGAGCAACACUUGACCCAACUGUCCAGAAAGGCUGGUGUUAAAGCGAUCUGGGCUUCCUUAACAACUUCUGAAUGUUUACCAUCAAACAUUUGUUAAAUGUAUUCUAGUAGAGCCAGAUAUCAAAAAUGCACUUUUGUUUAUGUCAAGACAAAAUACGUAUUUGGAUAUUGUCUAAAUACUGCAAUGGUGUCCAGGGUGAACCCGGCCUCUCGCCUGCUGACCGCUGGAGAUGGGCACCAGCACCCCUCACUAUCUUAAUAGGGAUAUGCAUAUGAGUCAGGCCGAGCAGGUGCCUGAGGACAUCCCUGCAUGCCACACAGAUGAGCCAGAAGCUACAGACGCCAACAAGGACCACCCACAGACACAACCAGGGAUGUUCGGCAGGUUGGCGGGGGGUUUGUAUGGAGCCACCAAAGCUACAGUGGGUGGCGUGACUUGGUUAGGAGGAAAGAGCCUGGACAUCACUAAGACAGCUGUCUGCACUGUGGCUGCCGUGCCUGUAAUGGGAGUGGGGCUGGUGAAGGGGGGAGUGUGUGCCGUGGCUGGCGGUGUGACCGCGGUCGGAUCUGCAGUAGUCAACAAAGUUCCUCUAGGAGGCAGCAAAAAGAAAGACAAGUCUGACUGAAAUGGAACUGGAGACUGGACACACACACCUCACACUGCUGUUGAUGGUUUUACAUUUGUAAACGGGAGAAAAAGCAACUAAAGACUUAGAGCUGCAGUUUGCAAGUUAUGUUGUUUUUGUUAUUUUUCAACAAAAAUAACAAAAAUUGUAUCUAGAGAUACAAUUAACAAUUGUUUAAUUAUGUCUUCAAAAUUUGUGCAUAAAAGAAAGCAAUACAGCACACCUGUUCUCUUUCCUUUUGAUUCAAGACAAUCGAUGAUGAUGAUCUGUGCCUUAUAAGAAGUUGUUACUAUCAUCUGGAAAUAAUUCACUUUCAGCUGGUAAAUACUAGAAACACUCUGAGUCUGAUUUCUGAUUAUUUCUCUUCAGCUAAACACACGUUCUGACAAAUGAUCAGAUAAAUCUGAUCAAGGACAUGGUAGGUAAAGUCCAGUUUUUUAAUAUGGAUUUCUAUGGGUUGGUUUAUUGUGUUUAACCUAAAUAUUUUGGUGUCUUCCAUUUCAAAGUGCAUGCUUCUCAGAUGUAUGUCUGUCUUGUAAUCUUCUCACCUUAGUAGAAGAUCCCUGUUUUAGACAUUUUAUUAUUAUUUUCACUACAAUAAAUGCAUUUUAUUAUUGUGCAAAGGACUUUUUGUAAUUAAAUCUUUUCUCAUUUGUAUGCUUUUCUUUUGUUCUUCUUGUAAAAUAAAGCUUAAAGGUUUUUAAAAUAAAAUUAUGGAGAUAAUUUUCUUUAUUUUAGGUAAAAAAAAUAUAUAUAUAUAUAAUUCAAAUGAUUGAAGUUUCACUGUAAAAUUGUAUGUUUUAAUAUUUGGAAUGAGAUUUAAUUUCUUCAGUAAUUCAGAACUCAUGUAUUAAUUGCAGUAAAUUGGUACUCCAGUAGCAUACUGAUCCAUAACAAUUCAUUAGUGCAUCAGAAUUGGUUAACUGUGAAUUAUUUUUUAAAUGAAUAUUUAUACAGAAAGUAUGUUUUUAUAAACCAUUUUUGAAGCCCCUAAAAACUAUUAUUGGAUACAUUAAAAAACAAUUUCGUGCAGCACAAUAAAACAUGUUCAGUUUCUGCUUGCUCAAAACCAUUCACCUACCAGGCUUACAGUUUGGUAAUAACAACAAAGUUAAUCCUCCUGCAUACAAAACACAGGCACCACCCUUCGUCCUCUUUCUUCUGCCGUUUCUUCCUUCACCACACAAUCUAAUGCAUACCACCAGCACUCCACCACUGCCAAUGUAUCCAAUUCUAUCAAAAACAAAAAUGCUAAUUUAGUUAAUCAGAAAUAGGACAGGGUAAGUGGAUGAAAAUUUGAAGCGUCCAAAUCAUCGUAGACUACUUGUUUGACCGGUCUGUACAUUGUGCUUCUCACUUGUUUCAGCCUAAGAUGGUUUUCAAGCCAAAUUACUUUGGAAAUGCUGUUUUGUAUGUUUUCGUAAAUGAAAUAAAUGUUUUUUGAAUCUCAAA
This is a messenger RNA of Poeciliopsis prolifica (blackstripe livebearer), 2913 nucleotides long. RefSeq names its product transmembrane protein 263 (gene tmem263). The coding region runs from base 1066 to 1461 and encodes 131 amino acids. Lineage: Eukaryota; Metazoa; Chordata; Actinopteri; Cyprinodontiformes; Poeciliidae. The record is from RefSeq and is a predicted model, not a curated record. The transcript has 3 exons.